CCUACCUACCUACCUACCUACCUAGGCACUACUCGGUUACUCCUACGUUGCCCAGUUCCCAUCGAGCAGUCCUCUCUUCGUCUGGUUGGAGAGAGAGAGAGUGUGUGUGUGUGUCUAAGCAUUCGCCAACCGCCCCGUCCGGUUUAAUUUCGUGGUACUGGGUGGCAUUGGUUCCUCCUUUAGUUCCCCCCCUCUCUCGGCCCACGACAACGCUUGCCCGAAGGCGGGUCGCCAAGUACAGUCCACACCUUAGUGAAGAGAGAUCCGAGGAUAGCCAGAUCGUUAUUUUCCUUCUGUCCCGCUCUUUACCCAGCAGCCUCCUGUCACUGGAUCUCGAGGUUGCUACGACUUCCGAGCAUGUUGUAGCGAGCGUCCGUCCGUCUAUCUACUCCUUGCGCCAAACUAAAUACCUCUCCAACACCCAUAGCAAAUCUCACUCAGAUCAUUAAUACAAGCAGUCAUAAUGUUUUCCAUAGAUAGGGCGAUGCUCCCGUCUUUGCCCACUCGGCGGGCUCUGAUCGUGGUUGAUCCCCAAAACGACUUCUUGGCUGAGGACGGUGCCCUACCGAUCCAGAUCCCCAUAGAUCUCCCGGAGCGGUUAGCGGGUCUGGUUACGGCGUUCCGCAAAGGCGGCGGCGAUAUCAUCUGGGCCUGCAGCCAGUUCGAGACGUCGCGGUCUGUAUUCGACGAACAAGUUCUCACCUUGGACCGAUCGGGCAACCCCCGCUCGCCAGAUCACGCACGAGGCCGUCGCCGGCAAGAGCCGCCGCAGACGGCAUCGCCUUCCGAGUGUGCGGAAGCCUUUCUGACGCAGGAGAGUGCAAAGGCGCCGAUUUGCGUCCGGCCGGGCACCUCCGGCAUAGAGAUGCACCCCAUCGUGAAGGAAGCCAUGGGAUCUAGGGACCACACGAUCGUCAAGUCGUACUACUCGGCCUUUCGAUCGGAGAACCUGCUUCGGGUGCUCCGGACGAGACUGGUCACGGAGCUCUUCAUCUGCGGGGCGAUGACGAACACCAGCAUCAUGGCUACCGCCGUCGAUGCCGCGAGCCACGGAUACACCAUCACCAUAGUCGACGACUGCUGCGGCUACCACAACGUGAUGCGGCACCGCGCUGCGCUCAAGCAGAUUUCGAACAUGACAGGCUGCGCCAUGCUCCCCGCAGAGACCGUCCUAGCGUCCUUCAAACCGAAGCCGAAAGUCUCGAGGAGGCCAGGCGAUAGGCCGGCAACUUCAAGCGGCAGGUAUCCUACCGUACGUCGCCCUGCCGGGGGGAAGGACGAUUCCCUUGCGUCCUCAACCUCACAAAUCCAAUCGUCGUUUGAAAACCUGUCGCUAAGUGCUAAGCGUGCAGACGAUGAUAAUCCCGACCUUCAAGCACCUGCGCCAGAUCCAGCACCAUCGCUUCAACCCCUGGUGAGACCUGUAGCGUUGACAGACGAGAAGAGCGGCAACGAAUCAGGGACGAGUUCCUCAGCCACAAAGCCCGGCGCGGCGAGCUCCGAAAAAUCUCAGAAGACUUUAGAAGAUGAUGAGUCACAAGGUAAAGGUGAACAGGAUAAUAAAGAUGACGCGCCAACCCCGGCGCGGGAUAAGAGGUCAUCACUGCCGAAUCCCCAGGGAGAUGAGAUUAUCACGAGCAACACAUCCGACGAGCCGCAAUCACCCGAGCAACGAGCCACGCUCACUCCGGACCCGCCCGUAAUUCAGAGCGACCAUACCAGUCCACCAGAAGAAAAGGACGAUCCCAGCACGCCAGAGGGGACCCCUAAACUGCCGGACGCGACAGGCCGAGCGCCUAGCGACGAAGGUACAAAGAGAGAAGAGGCGCCAGCAGAGACUCGAAAAACCGAAGUUGAAAACAGUGGCGCGAUGACCUCCCAUGACGCAAUUACCCCGAGCGAGAGCGGACCUCUCUGCGAAGGUGAUACAAAAGUCAUGUACGAGGUGCUGCCGUCGCCGUUAUCCGAGAAUAUCUUCGAACGAACAAGAGACGAGGUGCAGUGGCAGCGGAUGUCGCACCAGGGCGGUGAGGUACCCAGGCUUGUGGCUGUUCAGGGGCAGGUCGACGAGGAUGGCAGCAUGCCGAUCUACCGUCACCCGGCAGACGAAUCGCCGCCGCUGUUGCCAUUUUCCCCCACAGUACUGGAGAUCAAAAACGUAAUUGAGAAGCGGCUAGGUCACCCUCUCAAUCAUGUCCUCAUACAGUUCUACCGCGACGGCAAGGACUAUAUUUCGGAACAUAGCGACAAGACCCUCGACAUUGCUAGGGGUAGCUUUAUCGCGAACGUUAGCCUAGGGGCAGAGCGGACCAUGACAUUCCGUACCAAGCGACGGCCAAAAACGAAGGCCGAAACGGAGCUAGAAACCGCGCCCGAUGCGCCCAGACGACAGAUUGAACGAACACGCUUGCCUCACAACUCCCUCUGUAGAAUGGGGUUGGCUACCAAUAUGCGAUGGCUCCACGGUAUCCGCCAGGACAAGAGAAUGGAUCGCGAGAAAUCAGCCGAGGAACUGGCGUAUGGUGGCGGCCGCAUCUCAUUGACGUUCAGGCAGAUAGCAACGUUCCUGGACCGAGAGAGCAGGGUCAUAUGGGGGCAAGGUGCUACGGCGAAGACGAGGGAAGCUGCGAAGCCGGUGGUCAAUGGACAGACGCAGGAGGCCGUCAAGAUGUUGCAAGGGUUCGGCAGGGAGAACCAAUCGACCGAGUUCGACUGGGACGAGUUCUACGGCGGCGGGUUUGACGUGCUGCAUAUCUCUGCUUCCCCUCGGCUGUUCUUAUCGUCGGACCCCGUGGCGAACAUGCGCAUCCAGCUGAUGCUGGCCGAGUAUAAGGUCAACUACGCGAGAGGGAGUAUGUCGCCGCUCUUCCGCUGGAAGGAGGGAAAGCCCGCGAAGGAUCCCGGGACAAUCCCGAGUGACCUGCCCAUAAAAUUCGUCGACAACGAUUCCGCGAGGACGACUGUACAGGGCGAAGUCGCCAUCAUGUCAUACCUAGACCGCGCCUACAGCCAAGCCGGACAAGACAAGCUAUCUAGGGAGGACCAAGAAAAGCAAGCUGCUAGGUUCCAGCAGGGAAUAGACCUCUUAUCCAAGCGACGGGCCGAUCCGGAUGGCGAACGGAUUAAGCACGAACUGGCCAUCUGGGAGGGGUACGCUGCCGAGGGCAACGAUUUCAUCGCAGCGUCGACCAUGACGCUAGCUGACUUCGCAUUCUGGCCAGUCCUUCACGACAUCAUCGGGACGCCGGGGCAAUCCGAGUUUGCGGGCGACGGACAGACAUUCGAGAAUUUGAAAAGAUACCACGAGCGCAUCAAAACAAGGGGAUCGGGACAAAAGGUCUUGGCAGCCAGUGCGGAAUGCUCCCGAGAGAGAUCCGGUGGAGGUACCCCCGAGACCACUGCCCCUGCCCCUGCUUCUGCUUCCGCCCCUACCUCUCCGACUUCUGCCUAAUAGUGACAUUUUGGUCUGGGGUCUCAGGAAAGAAAGGCGAGGCUGAGGUUUGGUUAUUUUGAUUUUGCAUUAUAACGGGCAAGGGGGUGUACGUAAGAAGGGGCAUUUGCAUGGAUGAGCGCGCAUUGGUGUCUUUUUUUUUCUUUUUCGUUUGAGCAUAGCAUCGGAUGGGUGGGUAGCACGGUUGGGUCUAGUCGAUUUAUAUAAGACGGGAGGGGAGGAUGUGCACAGGGGCGGAAUUGGUGGUUCAGUAAUAAGGGGGAGUUAAGAAAUCAUAUCGUACAUCUCAGAGAGA
This is a messenger RNA of Durotheca rogersii, 3746 nucleotides long. RefSeq lists its product as uncharacterized. Gene Ontology annotation, biological process: DNA alkylation repair; DNA repair. Gene Ontology annotation, molecular function: dioxygenase activity. Bases 464 to 3451 code for a protein of 995 amino acids. NCBI's taxonomy places the organism in Eukaryota, Fungi, Ascomycota, Sordariomycetes, Xylariales, Xylariaceae. Gene Ontology annotation, cellular component: nucleus. The record is from RefSeq and is a predicted model, not a curated record. The transcript has 2 exons.